AUGAAGUUCUUCUACCCUCUCGCUCUGGCCCUCGCUACCGUUGUUGCCGCCGCCGAUGAUGACUGCGAUGCCGCUCCCAUCGUCGAGGCCUGCCUGACCAGCGAGAACGCAAAGGUCAAGGACUGCAACGCCACCGACUACGACUGCCUCUGCGCCGCCUACCAGGCCGUCGCCACCUGCUACAACAACUGCCCCAAGGACUCCCGCGCCGCGCCCGCUCAGGGCCAGGUGACAAUCUACUGCCAGCAGGCCUCUCUCUACGGCUCCGCCGCCAUGCGCAAGACCCAGUCCGUCGUCUCGGCCACCGGUUCCGCCUCCGCCGCCGUCGCCUCCAACUCGGCCUCCGCGACCGCCGCCGCCACCGGCACCGGCGCCUCUGGCAGCUCCGCCUCGGCCACCGCUUCGGCCAGCUCCAGCUCCAGCUCCGCCAACAUUGGUGUCGGCCAGCUCGCCCGCAACACUGGCGGCGUCCUCCUCGCCGUCGCUGGUGUCGUUGCCGCCGUCCUUUAA
Molecule: messenger RNA, 510 nt
Organism: Colletotrichum acutatum
Lineage: Eukaryota; Fungi; Ascomycota; Sordariomycetes; Glomerellales; Glomerellaceae
Exons: 2
Coding region: 1-510 (169 amino acids)
Source: RefSeq, a predicted model, not a curated record